Molecule: messenger RNA, 1206 nt
Organism: Beta vulgaris subsp. vulgaris (sugar beet)
Lineage: Eukaryota; Viridiplantae; Streptophyta; Magnoliopsida; Caryophyllales; Amaranthaceae
Product: protein FAR-RED IMPAIRED RESPONSE 1-like
Exons: 4
Coding region: 1-1206 (401 amino acids)
Biological process (GO): regulation of DNA-templated transcription
Source: RefSeq, a predicted model, not a curated record
AUGAAGGACGGGUACGCGGGUGAACAUGCAGUUCCCACAGUUGCGGAGGACAUGAAUUGUCAUGAUAAUGAUGAAUUGGCUGUUAUUGAGACACCUGAUCCUCAUAGUUGUGGGUCAAACACUAUUGUGCAACCACAUGCAGUUGGAAUGGUAUUUGGCACAUGGGAAUACGAUGAUGAUUAUUUUAGGAGAUAUGGAAAGCAGGAAGGUUUCGGUGUAAUUAAGGCAGCUGGGUCUUUGAAGAAAGUAGGUGUGAAAGGGAAAGAGGGGGGGGGGGAAUGGGUAGUGAAGAGGAUCGUUUUGGAUCAUGUCAACCAUAAUCCAACACCAAGCAAAUCGAGGUUCAUUAGCAUGUUUAGGAAGGAGGAGGUCAGUUGCGCUGUUAGAAGGCGGUUGUUUAAUGAUCACGCUGUUGGCAUUAGAAUAUCACAGACUCAUAGUAGCUUAGCGCGUGAACGAAAUGGUAUUGAGAAUAUGGUUAUCACAGAGAGGGAUCUUAGGAAUAUGAUUGCCAAGGAACGGAAGUUGAAACUUGGGCCCGGAGAUGCAAAUGCGAUGCUAAUGUACUUUAACAAGAUGGCAGCUGACAAUCAAAUUUUUUUCCACAUUCAUCGACUUGACGAUAAAGGGUAUUUGAAGGAUGUGCUUUGGGUUGACGCUAGGUCGAGGGUGGCAUACGAAGAAUUUGUUGACGUGGUAUGUUUCGAUGCGACAUAUUUGACAAAUGAUUAUGAAUUACCUUUUGCAAACUUUGUUAGAGUGAACCACCAUGGGCAGAGCAUAUUGCUUGGUUGUGCGCUAGUAUCGCACGAAGAUGCGGAGACUUAUGAGUGGGUCUUUAGCACAUGGUUGCUUUGUAUGGGGGGUAAGGCACCCAUUGGAAUAUUUACAGACCAAGAUGCUGCUAUGAGGAAGGCCCUUCGCAAUGCUAUGCCAGAGUCUGUACACCGGUGGUGCAUUUGGCACAUCAUGAUGAAAUUUGGGAAGAAGCUUGAUUCAUAUGCUAAUUACAAAGAUUUGAAGGAAGCGUUUGACGAAAGCCAUAUACGAGAGUGUUUGUUUCUGGAAAGAGAUAUGUGGGUUCCUGCUUACAUGAGGCAUCUAUUUUGGGUGGGAAUGAAGACAACCCAAAGGUGUGAGAGCAUCAACAGUUUUUUCGAUGGUUAUGUUCACAAAACCACAAAAUUAUGCAAGUUUGCUGAGUAA